UAAAAAUUUGUUACCUUAAGGUAAUUAAUCUGUUUUUGCAUUAUUUUCAUGUUCAUUUAAUAUAACGUCACCUACAUUCUUCUGUACAUUUAGUUUUAAAAAAUGGAACUAUUAUCAAUCAGUAAAGUAAUUAUAGCAUCAUUAAUGUGCUUCAUCGAUAUAUGUGUGAUGUCUGGGAAUGAUAAUCAUUCUCUUUGUUUAAUAUGUAAUGCGAAAAAGCCUCAAGUUAUGUUUGAACCUUGUAAUGACAUUGUUUCUUGUAGCAAAUGUACUAUAGAUUUGGAUGGGAAAAAUUGCCCAAAGUGUGAUUUGAAUAUAAACAAAUGUCUAAGAUUGGAAAAGCGUCCAAUUAAUCUUGAUGAUAUAGUAAGAAGAAUCGAUGAAAAUUCUUAUUUAGGAUCUUGUUCUAGAAUAAAUGAUGAGAGUCGAAGUAUUAAUGAAACAACCAAAACGGUAUUCCCAAGUUUGUUUAAAAAACCCGAUAAUGAUUUGUCUUUGGGUGAAUAUCCCUUGAAAUUAAACAGCUUUUCUAAUCAAAAGCCUAUUACGAAAAAAAUGUCGGUAUGUCAAUUAUGCAAUAAAGCAAUAGCUGUAGGGUAUAUUUUUCCUUGUUACCAUAAUUGUUGUACUUCUUGCGGAACUCAUAAAAAUAUUACACAUUGUAAAAAUUGCAAAAUGGAAAUUACUAACUUUACAAGAGAAGAACGUCCUGCAUUACCGAAAAGUUUUUUACGCGAUAGUGUCAUGCUUAAAGUGUGCAACUACAUAAAGAAUAGAUAUAAAAAUAAAUCAAGUUAGACACGCAUUCUAUGAAGUUAUUUCAAUAUUAUAUAUUUUUAUUGAUGUAUAUUAUUUGAUCGAAAAAUUAUAAUAAAAAUUCGAUUGCGUUGAA
Daktulosphaira vitifoliae (grape phylloxera) is the source of this 892-nucleotide messenger RNA. Its product is annotated as E3 ubiquitin-protein ligase mib1-like. Bases 103 to 798 code for a protein of 231 amino acids. The record is from RefSeq and is a predicted model, not a curated record. NCBI's taxonomy places the organism in Eukaryota, Metazoa, Arthropoda, Insecta, Hemiptera, Phylloxeridae. The transcript is spliced from 9 exons.